Molecule: messenger RNA, 657 nt
Organism: Kwoniella mangroviensis CBS 8507
Lineage: Eukaryota; Fungi; Basidiomycota; Tremellomycetes; Tremellales; Cryptococcaceae
Exons: 1
Coding region: 1-657 (218 amino acids)
Source: RefSeq, a predicted model, not a curated record
AUGGGUCGAUCACAGAGAAAGCGAACUUCUCGCAAAUCCUCAGCGCCAACCUCGGAUAUCCAAAUGGGUCUCGACGACAUCCCCUCAACAUUCAUAACCAUCUCUAUUGAUCGUACAAAACUCGAUCCAGAGCAGAGCAACGCAAUAAGCGUGAGGGGACAGACUAGACCGGACGAUAACUACGAUCUUCAUCAUCUGAAGACCAAAGGUCCUGAAGUUUUCAUGAUGAAUUCCACUUGGUCCAAGAAAAUCGAUUCGUUACAUUCUACGUUGACGAGUAAGUUGUAUGAAACUCGAGACCAGAGGCAAGAGAAAUUUCGUUCUUUGAGAUCUGCCGAGAGGACAGAGAGAUGGAAGAAUCUGGUUGGUAGGAUUGCAACUUUGGAUAAAGUGAAUGAUUAUGAUUAUCCUAUUAGGAUUAUAGACAGUACACAGAGAGAAGAAUUGGGUGAUAUGGGCUAUUACGAGUUUUCGGCUUUCUUAUCUACGAAGUAUAACAGGUCGGCGACUGCAUCUACAUAUACAUCCGGAGGUUCAGCUGGAGAUGGAUCGAGAGACGAGCGGCAAAGUAAAUAUAAAACUGAAUAUCGUGAACCACGUGCAGAAAUGCAGAAGGAGGAACAAAGAGGUAGACCGAGAAACAGAGCACCAACGUAG